AUGCCGGUGGAUGCUGACUUCAACUGCACAGUCGUGGUGACACCUAGUUGUGAGCUGAAGGGUCUUCGUACUUGGAAAGACAUUUGCCUAGUUAGAAAUUCACUUUUUCAACAUCAGGAGGCGCUAAAAAAGAAGCAGCAACCACCUACGACGACGCCUUCACCGGUGUCAUCCUCAUUCGUACCAGCUCCAGUGCCCACUCCCGUGCCCGCUACGCCGCUCGCCGCUGCUGCACCCACAGUGCCUGCCCUACCUGCGCAAACGCACACGCAGACAGAUGUGAGGCCUUUAUACAUAUAA
Messenger RNA from Pieris macdunnoughi, 300 nucleotides. Lineage: Eukaryota; Metazoa; Arthropoda; Insecta; Lepidoptera; Pieridae. The record is from the annotation of a GenBank genome assembly.